AUGAGCGAGGAAAGCUGCUGUGCGGCCUCGGCCCUGCUGCUGUCGAUGCUGGGGCUUGCCUUUCUGAAGGAGGUGGUGGCUGAGACAAACUUCACAGAAUGGCACAAUGCCUUGCUAAGCCUUAAAAGCUGUGCUCCUUCAGAUAAUAGCGACUUUGUGAAGCUGGACAUUCGCUUGAUAGCUGGAAGCCCUACUGUCAGCAAGUCACAGAACAUCCAGAACCGCUCCUUCUCCCCCUGGGAUUACACUGCCGACAGGGACCCCAACCGCUACCCCUUCGUAAUUUAUCAGGCCAAGUGUAGGUACCUGGGCUGUGUGAAUGCUGAGGGGAAGGAAGACAUGUCCAUGAACUCCGUUCCCAUCCAGCGAGAGACACUGGUCCUCCGGAGGAAGACCGAGGGCUGCAACGUUUACUUCCAGAUGGAGAAGGUGCUGGUGACGGUCGGCUGCACCUGCGUCACCCCCAGGGUCUACCAGGUGGGGCCCUGA
Molecule: messenger RNA, 489 nt
Organism: Otolemur garnettii (small-eared galago)
Lineage: Eukaryota; Metazoa; Chordata; Mammalia; Primates; Galagidae
Gene: IL17F
Product: interleukin 17F
Exons: 3
Coding region: 1-489 (162 amino acids)
Biological process (GO): inflammatory response
Cellular component (GO): extracellular region
Molecular function (GO): cytokine activity
Source: RefSeq, a predicted model, not a curated record